Messenger RNA from Homalodisca vitripennis (glassy-winged sharpshooter), 2527 nucleotides. Its product is annotated as protein fem-1 homolog C-like. Bases 159 to 2288 code for a protein of 709 amino acids. Lineage: Eukaryota; Metazoa; Arthropoda; Insecta; Hemiptera; Cicadellidae. The record is from RefSeq and is a predicted model, not a curated record. Gene Ontology annotation, molecular function: protein binding. The transcript is spliced from 6 exons.
GAGGGGAAAACAAAGUGAAUGUGGACUGUGGAGUGAUCAGUAUAUUUGUAUAAUUUUAAUGUUCAUUAUGUUAGUGUGUUAUUGGGAUAAGUUGUUUUUGUAUAGGUGAUUAAAGUGAUGUGAACACAAACUAUAAAUAUGAGUGAUUUCGAUUAGAUAUGGUAAUUAUUACCAGUGCUGUAAUUGUACAUAAAUUUUCCAACUACAUAAAAGUAACAUUGAAGUCUGUUCUCUUUUUGAUAUAUGAAAAUAUUCUCCAAUUUGUCAUCCUGAAUUCCUUCUAUAGUGGGAUUAGGAACGAAAUAAUUAUAAGGUUAGAUAUGUGGUUUUCUGGAAAUGGUAAGAUUGAUCUCACAAAUCAAAAAGAUUUGAUUUUCAGUGAUCUUAUUCAAGAAUGUAAACAUGCAGCCCCAGGAGCAAGGCUUUCUUAUGCAAUCAGGACAAGGCUAGAACGGUUUUCCAAAGAGCACAGGAAAGAAAUUGUUUGCAGACUUAAAGAUGGUUGUGCACCCCUUUUUAUAGCUUGUAAAAGAGGCCACUUGGAAAUUGUUGAAUAUCUAAUUAAUACAUGUGAUGCAGAUAUCGAACAGCGUGGGUUGUAUGAAGUACCUGAUGAUCGAUCAGUACACAGUGUAACUCCACUGUGGUGUGCAGCAGUAUCAGGAAAAUUACCUGUUAUCCGAUGUUUAGUUGAGCAUGGAGCUGAUGUUAAUGCUGUAUCUGAUACAGGCUCAACCCCAGUGAGAAGUGCCUGUUUUAUGACUCAUCUAAACAUAGUUUCUUAUUUGGUAGAAUGUGGAGCUGAUAUUUUGAAAGCAAAUUACAAUGGUGGAACAUGCCUCAUCAACUCUGUUCAGAGUGUACAAUUGUGCCAGUACUUGCUGCAAAAUGGUGCUUAUGUUAAUGCUCGAGACAUUCAAAAUAAAACUGCACUGCACUAUGCCAUCCAAGAACAUAGAUUUGAAACAACUAAGUUGUUGCUGGAUCAUGGAGCAGAUCCACAUGCUCGAAGCCGUUAUAAUGACGAUGCUCUUCAGACUGCUUGUUUGAAAGGUGCAGCACAAAUUUUUCUGUACUUGAUAGAUAGAAUCCCUUAUGAUCCUGAACGACUGGCUGAUGCACACGAGUUAAUGGGUUCUACCUUCCUGGAUGAGCACACUGAUUCACAGGUGGCAUUGUUACACUGGCAGAUGGCUACAAAUCUACGUAGACAGCACGGAACCAAUGGAGAACCUCUGCUUAAAAGACCAGAAAUGACACCCAAAUCGGCAUUUGGCUUUGCUAAGGAGUUCAGAACUGAAGAAGACCUCCAGAACAUUUCAUUGGACUUAGAUGCCAUGAGGAUACAAAGUUUAUUGGUUUGUGAGCGGGUUCUCGGGCCAACACACAAGGACACUUUGUUCAGAUUGAUGUACCGUGGAGCUGCGUAUGCAGAUGACCUGAUGUACCAGCGAUGUAUCGAUCUGUGGAGAAGAGCUCUGGAAAUAAGGGUUGAAAAGGAUUCGGUGUUAUUCAGUGACACGUGUUUCACUGCCCAAGCCCUUGUUCGGCUCUUCGUAGAUCUUAAUGAAAAGAGUUUAGAGGUAAUGGGAAAUGGUAACAUAAGGGCAGAAGAGGAACCUCAGUUUAAUGACGUCCUUGCCACAUUCACUCUCCUAGCUGACAAGCUUUCUGAUUGCCGGCAACUUCUCCAGGUGAGGCCGGUGUACAAGAGACAGCAGGAAAGUUUUGACCGCAUCUUAAAAUGCAUCACUCACCUUAUCUACCUACUGGUGGAGACUGGGCGCAGUGAGGAGGAGCAGGAGCAGGUGAGCGAGUGUGUACGUGCGCUCGUCUGGUCCAGCCCGCGCUCGGCCACCACAGGUGACACGCUGCUCCAUCUGUGUGUAUCCAGGCUCAACACUAUCAAGAGUAGUUAUUUCAGUGAUGACAAUCAGCUAAUUUUUCCCAACAUGAAAGUGAUUAAGUUGCUGCUGGAUUGUGGAGCUCCUGUCAAUGCAAGGAACGAGUCCAAGUCCACACCAUUGCACGUGGCAGCCAACCCAUAUAACUUCUACGCUCCUUUGGUACAGCUGCUGUUGGAUGCAGGGGCUCAUCUGGACCAGCCAAACAAGGCGGGUGAUUGCCCUGCUCUCCUGAUUGCGAUGAACCCCCACAACAACAUACACCUCAUCAACUACACCAGUUUACGCUGCCUCGCCGCCACCGCAGUGUGCAAGUAUGGCAUCCCCUAUACAGGCCAGAUCCCAGCCACUCUUGAGACAUUCGUCUCCUUUCAUCAAGAGUAACUGUUACAGUCAUGUGGGCAUUGAUUAUUUUUGCAAAUUGUUAUUUAAGUGGAUGAAGGAUUACAGUAUUUAUCACUAUUACUAUUACAAUAUGUGGUGCAUAUCUGUAAAUCAUGCUUUAUCAAGUAUAAAUUAUGUUAUUAAAAUACCUUAAUUGGUAGAAUAAUUUGAAUGUUCAAUCUCGUUGAAUUCGUUCACACAAAACAGAGUAUCAUAAAUAAAUUUAUUGCAAAUAUAAA